AUGAGAUCACCAGCUCUCCUUGCGGUGCUGCUAGGCCUGGCAUCCGCGAGCCCCACGCCUACUCAGGACGAUGUCCUCGAUGCCCGCACAAUAGCAAAGAGGGCGACCAUUACGGAUGCUUGCACAGUCGGUUUCUGUACCCAGAACGGCGGAACGACUGGAGGAACCGGUGGCACAACCACUACGGUUUCUACCCUGGCCCAGUUCACGGCAGUGGCCAACGCCUCGGGACCUUAUGUGAUCGUGCUGGAUGCCGCCCUGUCGGGAGCGGCCAAGGUGCAAGUCGGCUCUGACAAGUCCAUCAUCGGCCAGCCAGGUUCUAGUCUCACGGGUAUCGGUCUCACCAUCUUGGGGCAGUCCAACGUCAUUGUGCGCAACAUGAAGAUUAGCAAGGUGCUGGCCGACUAUGGCGACUGCAUCACGAUCCAGGCCUCGUCCAACGUCUGGGUCGACUCGUCGGAUUUCUCAAACGACCUCGACCACGACAAGGAUUACUACGAUGGUCUGAUUGAUACUGUACACGCCUCCGAGUGGGUGUCUAUCACCAACAACUACUUUCACGACCACUGGAAGGGAUGUCUCGUCGGUCACUCAUCCAACAAUGAAGCCGAAGAUCUAGGACAUUUGCACGUGACCUACGCAUAUAACUGGUGGGACAAUAUCAAUUCGAGAACUCCAAUGUACAGAUUCGGAACCGGUCACAUGUACAAUUCGUACUACUCCAACCUCAUCGACACGGCCAUCAACACGCGCGACCUAGCCGAGGUCCUCGUCGAGAGCUCCGUGUUUGAAAACUGCCCGCGCAAGGCCAUCUUCACCGACGACAACACCUAUGAGGGGUAUGCCGUUGUCAAUGACGUCGACCUCGGCGGUAGCGAGAACCUUGCCCCCGAAGGCAACUUGACCUCAGUCCCCUACGACUAUGACCUGCUUGGCUCCGCCAAUGUCAAGGCCUACGUUACUGCCAAUGCCGGGCAGCUUCUGACUUUUUAG
Molecule: messenger RNA, 993 nt
Organism: Pestalotiopsis fici W106-1
Lineage: Eukaryota; Fungi; Ascomycota; Sordariomycetes; Amphisphaeriales; Sporocadaceae
Exons: 6
Coding region: 1-993 (330 amino acids)
Molecular function (GO): pectate lyase activity
Source: RefSeq, a predicted model, not a curated record